GAGGUGAGAGGGACGAAGAGGAAGUGAGGAGAAAGAACACACUGGGGGUUGGAGAACUGAGGCAGGGAAAGAAAAGUAGAUCAAGAAAAGAAAGGGUCAGAGGGAAUUUUUUUUCGGUGGGGUGGCCAUUCUUUCUUUUGGAAAUACAAGGAAGACGCAACACCCUUGGGAGCUGUGGGAACUUUCAGGCAGGAAGAGGAGAUCUUUCAUAUCCAGACCGGAUUAUAGGCAACCACAGACAGUGAGGUGAGGGGAGCUUUCUAAACUCUAGCCAACAUGGAGGGAGGCAAUGAAGUGAACAUGAAGUCCUUCAUCAUGGACGAGGAGACACUGAAGAGGAAGCAGCGUGAGAAGCUGAAGAAGAUGCAGGCUACCGGUGGGAACCCCAGGCCUGUGCGUUCCCUCUUCUUCCUCACGCUGAAGAAUCCCUUCCGAAAGGCCUGCAUCCAGAUCGUGGAGUGGAAACCUUUUGAGAUCAUCAUCCUGCUGACCAUCUUUGCCAACUGUGUGGCGCUGGCUGUGUUCAUGCCCAUGCCGGAGGAGGACACCAACAACACCAACAGUAACUUGGAAAGUCUGGAGUACAUCUUCCUGAUAAUCUUCACCAUGGAGUGCUUUCUAAAGAUUAUUGCAUAUGGGUUACUAUUCCAUGCAGACGCUUAUUUACGGAACUGUUGGAACAUGCUGGAUUUUGUCAUUGUCACCAUGGGGCUGUUUACCAUUGUAGUGGACUUCAUCAACAACGUCAGUGGGGUGGAGGCCCCAGUGGAUCAGGGGGGUGGGGGCUUUGACAUGAAGGCCCUGAGAGCAUUUAGGGUGCUGAGGCCGCUUCGCCUCGUCUCUGGGGUGCCCAGCCUGCAGGUGGUGAUGAGCUCCAUCCUUAAGUCCAUGUUGCCGAUGUUCCACAUCUCCCUCCUGGUCUUCUUCAUGGUCACCAUUUAUGCCAUUGCUGGACUAGACCUCUUCAGUUGCAAGAUGCACAAGACAUGCUACUAUGAAGGAACAAGCAUCCCUGCAACCAUGGAGAAUGAAAAGGCAGCGCCGUGCGCCCAGGCAGGAAACGGCCGCCGCUGCGCUAUGAAUGGCACAGAAUGUCGGGCAGGCUGGCCCGGGCCCAAUCUCGGCAUCACCCACUUUGACAACCUGGGCUUCUCCAUGCUGACCGUGUACCAGUGCAUCACCACCCAGGGCUGGACUGAUGUGCUGUACUGGGUGAAUGAUGCCAUCGGGGUUGAGUGGCCUUGGAUUUAUUUCGUCACCCUCAUUCUUCUCGGCUCCUUCUUCAUCCUUAACCUGGUUCUGGGAGUCCUCUGCGGUGAGUUCACUAAGGAGCGGGAGAAGAGCUACAGGAGUGGGGAGUACCAGGCGCUGCGUGAGCACCAGCAGCUGGACGAGGACGUGAAGGGCUACAUGGAGUGGAUCACCCAGGCUGAGAUCAUGGACAACGACCAGGAGGGCAGAGGUCUGCUACCUCUGGUCGAGGGGUCAGAAACAGAUAGUCUGUACGGUAUCGCAGGAAUCCAGCGCUUUCUCUAUUACUUGAAACGAGCCAAGCAGUACAACCGUGUGCUCCGGAGGAAGUGUCGCACCUUUGUAAAGUCCAACAUCUUCUACCGACUGGUCAUCCUGUUGGUGUUCUUCAAUACACUGGCCAUUGCAACCGAGCACCACCAACAGUCUGAGGGACUCACCAAUUUCCAAGAAAAUGCAAACAAGGUGCUGCUGUCCCUGUUUGCGGUGGAGAUGUUCCUGAAGAUGUACGCCCUAGGCCUGCCCUCCUACUUCAUGUCGCUCUUCAACCGCUUCGACUGCUUCGUGGUGUCUGUAGGCAUCUUGGAGUUGAUCCUGGUGCGCAUGGACAUCAUGUCCCUCACCGGCGUCUCCGUGCUGCGCUGCAUCCGCCUGCUCAGGCUCCUCAAGAUCACUAAGUACUGGACUGGUCUGAGUAACCUGGUGGCGUCCCUGCUGAACUCAAUCGCCUCCAUAGCCUCGCUGCUCCUGCUCCUCUUCCUCUUCAUCGUCAUCUUCUCCCUGCUGGGUAUGCAGGUGUUCGGAGGCAAGUUCAACUUUCCUGAACACAGGGUUCGCAGAAGCAACUUCGAUAACUUUCCCCAGGCCCUCAUCACAGUGUUCCAGAUCCUGACGGGUGAGGACUGGAAUACCGUGAUGUAUGAUGGCAUCAUGGCUCAUGGUGGUCCGGCCAUGCCCGGGAUUCUAGUCAGCAUCUACUUCAUCAUUCUCUUUGUCAUUGGGAACUUCAUUCUUCUGAAUGUCUUCUUGGCCAUUGCUGUGGACAACCUGGCAGAGGCGGAGAGUCUGACCUCGGCCCAGAAGGAAAGGGCUGAGGAGAAAAAACGCAAGAAGAUGCUGAGGGAUAGUCACCCAGAGAAAGGUGAGGAAGAGAAGGCCCUGUUGGCAAAGAAACUGGCUGACCAGAGAGCCAAGACAGAAGGGAUCCCUACCACGGCCAAGCUAAAGGUGGAUGAGUUUGAGGCGAAUGUGAAUGAAAUUAAGGAUCCCUUUCCUCCAGCUGAUUUCCCAGGUGAUGAUGAGGAGGAGGAGCCUGAGAUUCCCCUCAGUCCUCGGCCUCGGCCAAUGGCUGACCUCCAGCUGAAGGAGAAGGCGGUGCCCAUGCCAGAAGCCAGUUCCUUUUUCUUAUUUGGCCCCCAAAAUAAGUUCCGUAAACUGUGCCAUAGAAUCAUCAAUGCCACCACCUUCACCAACAUCAUCCUCCUGUUCAUCCUCCUCAGUAGUAUCUCUCUGGCUGCUGAGGAUCCCAUCGACCCAAUGUCCUUCAGAAACCAGGUCUUGGCUUAUGCAGACUAUGUCUUUACCUCAGUAUUCACGGCGGAAAUUGUCCUCAAGAUGACCACGUAUGGUGCCUUCCUCCACAAAGGCUCCUUUUGCCGAAACUCCUUCAAUAUCCUGGACCUGCUGGUUGUGGGUGUCUCUCUUCUAUCCAUUGGAAUGGAGUCCAGCGCCAUUUCUGUGGUGAAGAUCCUCAGGGUGCUGAGGGUGCUGAGACCUCUGAGAGCCAUCAACAGAGCCAAGGGACUGAAGCAUGUCAUCCAAUGUGUGUUUGUUGCCAUUAAGAGCAUUGGCAACAUUGUCCUGGUCACCAUGCUUCUGGACUUCAUGUUCUCCUGCAUUGGAGUUCAGCUUUUCAAGGGAAAAUUCUUUUCCUGCACAGACCCUGCUAUGAUGACUGAACUAGACUGCAGAGGGGUCUACAUAAAGCAUCAGGAGAAUGCUCUUCAUGAGAUGGUGGUCAGCAAGCGAGAAUGGAUGAACAGUGACCUGAACUUUGAUAAUGUGCUGAAUGGCAUGUUAGCUCUCUUCACUGUCUCUACGUUUGAGGGUUGGCCAAAACUCUUAUACAAAGCCAUGGAUUCAUAUAUGGAAGACAGAGGUCCUGUCUACAACAACCGUAUAGCAAUCUCCAUCUUCUUCAUCAUCUACCUCAUCAUCAUCGCCUUCUUCAUGAUGAACAUCUUUGUGGGUUUUGUCAUCGUCACCUUCCAGGAGCAGGGAGAACAGGAGUAUAAAAACUGUGAGCUAGACAAAAAUCAGCGUCAGUGUGUUCAGUAUGCACUGAAAGCACGGCCCCUCAGAUGUUACAUUCCCAAGAACCCGUACCAGUACAAGGUCUGGUACGUCGUCACUUCCUGCUACUUUGAGUACCUCAUGUUCCUGCUCAUCAUGCUCAACACCAUGUGUCUGGGGAUGCAGCACUGCAACCAGUCUGAACAUGUGACCCACCUCUCUGACAUGCUCAACGUGAUCUUUACUGUGCUCUUUACACUGGAGAUGCUUUUAAAACUCAUGGCCUUCAAAGCUAAGGGCUACUUUGGGGAUCCCUGGAAUGUCUUUGACUUUGUCAUCGUCAUAGGCAGUGUCGUUGAUGUCACCCUUAGCGAGAUUGAUCACUGGGUUUCACAAGGCUAUUUAAUGUGCCAGUUAAGCAUUUUUGCUGGUCAAUAAAAAUGUCAUAUUCUGGAGUACGAUGAAACUGUCUUCUCGCAGGAAUCCGAAAAUGCCAGUGUGUCCAUCACGUUCUUCCGUCUGUUCCGCGUCAUGCGUCUGGUGAAACUGUUGAAUCGCUUUGAGGGUAUCAGAAACCUCUUGUGGACCUUCAUCAAAUCUUUCCAGGCUUUGCCUUACGUUGCUCUUCUGAUCGUCAUGCUGUUCUUCAUCUAUGCUGUCAUUGGAAUGCAGGUGUUUGGUAAAGUAGCGUUGAUAGAUGGCACACAGAUCAAUCGCAACAACAACUUCCAGACAUUUCCUAUGGCAGUUCUGGUACUCUUCAGGUGUGCCACUGGGGAGAGCUGGCAGGAAGUGAUGUUGGCGUGUAUGUACGGCCAACUCUGUGACCCCAAAUCUGACUUCCUGCCAGGGGAGGAGUACACCUGUGGCUCCAGCAUUGCCAUCCUCUACUUCAUGAGCUUCUACAUGCUCUGUGCUUUCUUGAUUAUCAAUUUAUUCGUGGCUGUGAUCAUGGAUAACUUUGACUACCUAACACAUGAUUGGUCCGUACUCGGGCCACACCACCUGGACGAGUUUAAGAAGAUCUGGGCAGAAUAUGACCCUGAGGCCACUGGACGCAUUAAGCAUCUGGAUGUGGUGACACUCCUGCGGAGGAUCAUGCCUCCUUUGGGUUUUGGAAAGUUCUGCCCCCAUCUGGUCGCUUGCAAGAGGCUGAUCUCCAUGAACAUGCCCUUGAACAGUGAUGGCACAGUGACAUUCAAUGCCACCCUCUUUGGCCUGGUCAGGACUGGCCUCAAGAUCAAGACAGAAGGUAACUUUGAGAAGGCCAAUGAGGAGCUGAGGGCCAUCAUCAAAAAGAUCUGGAAGAGAACCAGCAUGAAGCUGCUGGACCAGGUCAUUCCACCUAUUGGUGACGACGAGGUGACCGUGGGGAAAUUCUAUGCCACCCAGCUGAUCCAGGACCACUUCCGCAGGUUCCUGAAGAGACAGGAAGAGGAGUAUGGGUACCGGCCCACGAAGAAGAACAAUGCUGAAAUCCAGGCUGGCCUCAGGAGCAUUGAGGACGAAGCGGCACCAGAGCUGCUGAGGACCAUCUCAGGGGACCUGAUGAACGAGGAGGAGAUGGACAACGCCAUGGACGAGGCAGCGGAGGAGGCCAUCUACAGGAGGGCAGGUGGGCUGUUUGGAAACCACGUGGACCCCUUCGCCAUGGAGCAGGGUAAUAACCCCCACACCAGCGUGAGGCCACUGCAGUUCGCUGAGAGCAAGUCGGAGGAAGCAGAGCACUCUCCAGGCUUCCUGCACUACCACCCCAACACCAACCACAACAACAACGCACACAAUGACAACUCCAACAACAAUAACUGGGAACAGUUCACCGUUGAGAACGAGGCUGUCACUCUCUCAACAGUCAGUUGGCAUGUCAGCCAGAAUGGCCACCACAUCUCACCAGGUUAUAUAUAACAAAGAAU
Clupea harengus (Atlantic herring) is the source of this 5456-nucleotide messenger RNA. It is a transcript of the gene cacna1sa, whose product is annotated as calcium channel, voltage-dependent, L type, alpha 1S subunit, a. The transcript is spliced from 41 exons. Gene Ontology annotation, biological process: calcium ion transmembrane transport. The record is from RefSeq and is a predicted model, not a curated record. Gene Ontology annotation, cellular component: voltage-gated calcium channel complex; membrane. Gene Ontology annotation, molecular function: voltage-gated calcium channel activity; calcium ion binding. Lineage: Eukaryota; Metazoa; Chordata; Actinopteri; Clupeiformes; Clupeidae.